This is a messenger RNA of Sardina pilchardus (European sardine), 1607 nucleotides long. It is a transcript of the gene mab21l1, whose product is annotated as mab-21-like 1. The record is from RefSeq and is a predicted model, not a curated record. The transcript has a single exon. NCBI's taxonomy places the organism in Eukaryota, Metazoa, Chordata, Actinopteri, Clupeiformes, Clupeidae. The coding region runs from base 445 to 1524 and encodes 359 amino acids.
AAGACGCUACCGCCAACACACUCCAAAAAGGCACCGUGCACUUUUUUAUCCUUAUCAAAAUCUAGGAGCCGUGAUUACAGAGAACACAGACAACGGGACAAGCUGUUUAGACUACUGAGAGAAAGCGCAUGCAACUGUCCGACUACAGACCUCGCUGGUGUGAUGGACUUUUGAUUGCAACUCGCUGAAAAAAAACAACGAAUUGAAGGACUUUCUUUUGGUGCACUGGCAUUCGGAAGGCUGAUGAUUUAAUUCGGUGACCUCAUUACGCAUGUGCCCCGAGCACAAAUAACAAGCUUGUUUGUUAUUUUACAAUAAAUAUACAGAUUUUUUUCUCUUAAUAGUUUUCUUUCUUCUCUAAAAUUGGCUCCCGUACAAACAGCCGCGUUGGAUCCCUCGGGUUACUGCGAGACUCCGGUAUACAAUCCGGAUCUCUGCCCAAAUAUGAUAGCUGCCCAAGCUAAACUGGUAUACCAUCUCAACAAAUAUUACAACGAGAAAUGCCAGUCUCGCAAGGCAGCCAUCUCCAAGACCAUCCGAGAGGUGUGCAAGGUGGUGUCGGAUGUCCUGAAGGAGGUGGAGGUUCAGGAGCCGAGAUUCAUCAGCUCCCUGAGCGAAAUGGAUAACCGUUUCGAGGGUCUGGAGGUGAUCGCUCCGACAGAGUUCGAAGUGGUCCUCUAUCUAAAUCAGAUGGGAGUGUUCAACUUCGUAGACGACGGCUCCCUUCCGGGCUGCGCCGUGCUAAAGCUCAGUGACGGCCGCAAGAGGAGCAUGUCUCUGUGGGUCGAGUUCAUCACCGCGUCCGGUUACCUCUCGGCACGCAAGAUCCGCUCCCGGUUUCAGACGCUCGUGGCCCAGGCCGUUGAUAAGUGUAGUUACAGAGAUGUGGUCAAAAUGGUCGCAGACACGAGUGAGGUGAAGUUACGCAUUAGGGACAGAUACGUGGUCCAGAUUACCCCAGCUUUCAAAUGCACGGGGAUAUGGCCACGCAGCGCGGCUCACUGGCCUCUGCCCCACAUCCCUUGGCCGGGUCCCAACCGGGUCGCAGAGGUAAAAGCCGAAGGUUUCAACCUCUUAUCUAAGGAAUGCUACUCGUUAAACGGUAAGCAGAGUUCGGCUGAGAGCGACGCCUGGGUCUUGCAGUUCGCAGAGGCCGAAAACCGCCUCCUUUUGGGAGGAUGUAGGAAGAAAUGUCUGUCGGUUCUGAAAACACUGCGUGACCGUCACCUUGAACUCCCCGGGACGCCGCUCAACAACUACCACAUGAAAACUUUGGUCUCAUACGAGUGUGAAAAGCAUCCCCGGGAAUCGGACUGGGACGAAAACUGUCUCGGGGAUCGACUUAACGGAAUUUUAUUGCAACUUAUUUCGUGUUUGCAGUGCAGGAGAUGUCCCCAUUAUUUUCUACCUAACUUAGACCUUUUCCAAGGAAAACCGCAUUCCUCCCUGGAAAACGCGGCCAAACAGACUUGGCGACUGGCAAGAGAAAUUCUAACCAACCCUAAAAGCUUGGAGAAACUCUGAGGUAAAAUCAUAACAACAUGUUUGUACAAAAUGUGCACUAUAUUGUGGACUAUUCGCUAGUCCAGAGGCCUAGACGAAGUUUA